This is a messenger RNA of Pectinophora gossypiella (pink bollworm), 3455 nucleotides long. RefSeq names its product fatty-acid amide hydrolase 2-like. The record is from RefSeq and is a predicted model, not a curated record. The coding region runs from base 374 to 1924 and encodes 516 amino acids. The transcript is spliced from 13 exons. NCBI's taxonomy places the organism in Eukaryota, Metazoa, Arthropoda, Insecta, Lepidoptera, Gelechiidae.
AAAUCUUUUGCGCCUUUUGCGAGAUUUCAGUGAGUUAGUCAGUACUUAGUUAUGUCUUUUACGGGUUAUUUUCUACAGUUUUCUAACAGAGGAAUGUGCUUUUAUUAAACUUUCUAUUAUUUUAAUAAGUUUUCUUUAAGAUUUGCUCGAUUGGAAGCCGCAUAAAAGUUUCUACGUGCGGUUUUAUUCUACCGACGACGUCAGCAAGAGAUUGAUGAAAAUAGAAAGUUUUAUUACUUUCGUGAUUAGGCGAUGUGUACAGCGAAGUUAAAGAAAAAAGAAAAUAGUCUCCAGUUUAAUAUCAUAAUAACUACCGAGUCAACUGCGUAGGAAAAGCAAAUCAAGCAGAAUAUUAAGAGGAAUAGCUCUCAACAUGUUCAGACAAGCGUUCCUUAUCUUCCGGUACUACUUGGACCUGGUCAUUGACUGCAUCUUCGCGUUCUUCUGGGAGGGGACGAAGCAGAAGAUCCCGGAUCUUGAUCCUCGCCACAAGAUACUGACCGAGAGUGCUGUCUCUCUCGCCGCUAAGAUACGUAACAAACAGCUGAAGUCAGAGGACUUGGUUCGAACAUGCAUUGAAAGGAUUAAAACCGUGAAUCCCAUGCUAAACGCGGUGGUGGACGAGCGAUAUGAGAAUGCAUUGAACGAUGCGCGCGCAGUGGACGAGAUCAUAGCUAGGGGUGUCUCUGAAGAUUACUUCAAGGACAAACCAUUCCUGGGCGUACCUUUCACGUCGAAGGAGAGCCACGGCGUGGCGGGCCUGCUCAACACCCUGGGGCUGCGAGCGCGGCAGCACACGAAGGCGCCCGAGGACGCCGAGUGUGUCCGCCUGCUGCGGGCCGCCGGGGCCAUACCAGUCGCUGUCACCAACGUGCCUGAGGUGAACAAGUGGCAGGAGUCCCGUAAUAUGGUGUUUGGUCAGACCAACAACCCGCACCACACGGGUCGUACUCCCGGGGGCUCCAGCGGCGGCGAGGCAGCCCUAAUGGCCGCUGUAGCCACGCCAAUUGCGCUCUGUUCGGAUAUCGGCGGGUCUACUCGCAUGCCCGCGUUCUUCUGCGGUCUAUACGGCCUCAUACCCACUGCUGGACACACCAGCUUUAAAGGUUCGACCCUCCGCGACGGCAAGGCUCCCACCAUGGCGUCCAUCAGCUUCGUCAGCCGACACCUGGAAGACCUGGCGCCGCUCACAGCCGUCGUCGCCGCUGACAAGGCCAAACAACUCACGCUUGACAAGAAAGUUAACAUCCAAGACAUAAAGUUUUUCUACACAGAGCAGUCCCAAGACAUCCGUCUGAGCCCCAUCUGUGGUGAACUGAGGGAAGCUAUGUCCAAGGUAGUAAAGAAGCUAUCAUCAGCGGCGUCCAGCACGGACCGCGCCCCGAAGCCCUAUUACCACUCAGGGCUUGACUACAUGUUCUCGCUGUGGAGACACGGGAUGACCAAGGAGGCCGAGGUGUUCUCCAGGGUUCUCACUAACAACACUGGCACCGCUAAAGCGUGGGUUGAGAUUCCUAAGAAGUUGCUAGGGCUGUCCGAGUACACUCUGGCAGCCAUCCUCAAGCUGGUGGACGACCAAUGGAUGCCGCGGACCAACCCUAAAUGGGCAGAGAAGCUUACAGACGAUCUGAAACAAGACCUUAUCAACACGCUGGGCGACUCAGGCGUGUUGUUGUUCCCGAGUGCGCCUGCGCCGGCGCCGUACCACUACUCGCUGCUGCUGCGGCCGUACAACUUCGCGUACUGGGGCAUCUGUAACGCGUUACAUCUACCCGUCGCUCAGGUGCCGCUGGGGCUGAGCAGCGCGGGGCUGCCGCUGGGCAUCCAGGUGGUGGCGGCGCCGCGCCAGGAGGGGCUCUGCCUCGCCGCCGCCGCCUGGCUGCGGCAGCUGGGGGGCUGCGUGCCGCCCUGCCGGCUCGAGUAACUAUGCUACAGGCGUUGGCCACCGACCUUAACACCCGCAUUCUAACAUGUUACCUCAAACCUUCCUCAAAUUCAAAUUCCAUCCAUCCAUAAACUCACGCCUAUUUCCCACCGGGGUAAGCAGCAAGAAGCAAGAGAAGUGAAGAAAGCAAGAGAGAGAUGUGGAGGAAGCAAGAGAAGUGUGUCAGGAUCGAAGCAAAUAGAAUUCUAUAGUCUCUGCUUACCCCGGUGGGAAAUUCAAAUUCAAAAUAUCUUUAUUCAGUAGGUAACAUAGUUUGAAUCGUCAAUUUUUACAUAAGGAACGUCUCAUCCGCCUAAAACUACUGCAGCUUCUCACAACCUGUAUAGCCGGGGAAAAGAAGCUGCAAGAAAAACCUCGGCACAGGGCCCUAGACGUUCCUCAGUUGAGGUGACCUCAAGGAAGACCUGAAAGCAUCUCAAACCCGACAGAGUUAAGUCAUUGUCAAUUAGUAUAGCCGAGGAAAAGUGUCUGAAAAACCUAGGCACAGGGCCCUAGAUGUUUUGGUGGUAAUACAAUUUGAAUCGUGAAUUAAUCUUGUCAGAAUCAGACAUAAGGAUAUUUUGCGCUAGGUUUGCUUCACUAGGCACCGUUCAACCCGUUGAGCGUUGUCUCUGCGUGUUUGUGUACAUUUAGUUUCGUGUUUUUAUAAAAAAAAAAACAUACAAUUAUGACCGGUCGCGGUAAGGGAGGCAAAGGUCUGGCAAAGGGAGGAGCUAAGCGUCUCAGGAAAGUACUUCGUCAUAACAUCCAAGGUAUCACCAAACUGGCCAUCCGUCGUCUCGCCCGCAAAGGAGGCCUCUAGCGUAUAUCCUAAGAUCUAAUUUUGCUAUAAUUAUCACCUUUAAAAUCCAUCAGACGGGGAUUAUCGUGAUUUGAUUCAUUCAUAAAUAAAAUUAGUCAAAAACUAUUUGAAAUAGUACAAAUUAUAGGAUAUUUAAUUAAUUGAAAUGUAUAAAUGCUUUCGUGUAAACGAUACCAAAAUCCGUCCUAAAGUGGCUCAAAGAAUCCAAAAUUCAACUUUUUUUAAACUUUACGUUCCAAAAAAUUUAUUUUAUGGGUAUAAGGGAACUUUUUAAAUAUUUUUUGGUUAUGGUUAUUACAAAUUUUACCUAAUGUAUUGAGGCAAAUGUAGUUACAUAAGAUUUGUAACUGCGAGUUUAACUUGCAUAGUUAUGUUAAGCAUAAUAAUUUUGAAUACUUUUACGAAAUGAUAUAUUUUUCUGAUGUUCAAAUAUUGCAUUUGUAGGCACUUAAAGAAACAACUAUUAUUAGUCAUAAACACCUAGAAAUUUAGCUCUGGGGAACUAAUAGACAGUGUGAUUAUCAAGCAUUUCUUAAUUAAUGUUACUUGCCUCAGAAUAAUAUAAAUUAUCGCUAUUUCUCAGUAAACUGAAUAUUAUCUCAUACUACUAUCUUAUACAUUUCUUGUUAUUAUAAGACUGAUGUUUGUAAUUAAUUAAUAUUAUAAAUUAUACAAUUAUUUACUCUGGUGAUAUGGCUUUAUAUUAAU